AUGCCUCCGAGAGAUGCUAUUGCUGACGCUAUUAAUGCCUAUUUUCAGUAUUGUCACCUGCAGCCACUGUGGCUUUUUGAUCGGAAUGAUCUCUCUUCCGUCGAAGAAUGCCGUGAGGAGACCAUUUUCUCUUUGCUGGCGCUCUCUCUGUGUCAUUCGAACCACUCCUUCUUCAAAGGGCGAUCGGAGGAAUUGAGCCAAAAAUACGCACAGCUGGCGAGGGAGCAUAUCAUGCUGAGAAUCGCUCAGGGAAAAGUCACCCUCUCGACAAUACAAAGCCUCUGUAUGCUAACCCUUGCCAACUUUCAGGCCAAUGAUGUGCACCUCGUAUCUCUCCACGUCAAUAUCGCGAUGACGUUUGCCAAAUGUGCUGGCCUCGACCUCGAGUCGCAUCACGACGAGGUCUCCUUGCAGGCAGAAGCGCGAAGGAGGGUGUUUUGGAGUUUACAUCUUCUGCACCAAAUGUACGGGCAGCACGGUUCGGUGCUGAAUAUAAUACAGGAUAUCGAAAGUCCUCAAUAUGUUACAUCUCACCCGGACUUUCGGAAAAAGUCAAACCUCCUCCCCCCGUCCAUGCCGCUGGAGUUAGUACAGGGUGGAGGGACCCAAAAGAACGGGAUAUGGGCAUACAUGGUUCAGCUGUCAACCCUUUGGAGAGAAGUUCGAAUGUAUGUGAUGCAAUGUGAUCACACAAACAGCGAGCCACCAUGGUCCGUUGAAUCAGGGUACGCCGUGAUAGGCGCCCAUCUCAUGGAUCUGGAAACCAAGUUGCCUACCUAUCAUCGAUACGAUUUUGCGCGAUUCUCGGACCGCGAGAAAGAGGAAUUGCAACAAAAUCGGGGAUACUGGAGCCCCUGGCUGUACCUGCAGUUCGCUUAUCACACAAUUCACAGCACGCUGAAUCAUCCGUUUUUGUAUUCUUCACGACCGCAGCAGUCUGCUCAACUAGCCGUGCCAAACACCUUCUGGAAAACGUCCUCCGAGUUGGCCUUCAUCCACGCCACCUGGAUUGUCCGGCUCAUUGAUAUGGUCUCGGAGAAGGCUUACCGGAUAUCGGAUCCUUUCAUCGGCCAUUGCGUAGCGAUUGCUGCAACGGUUCACAUCUACUUCUGUCGAGCGGCCGACAGGAGGAUCAGGGAGGCAGCGCAGGUCAAAAUGGCAACGUGCGUAACGUUUCUGGGAGAAUUGGCACUGCUUUGGCCUUCUUGCCGUAGGGUGCUGGAGAAACUCCAAACCUUGAUUCACUCGGCGUUUCCAUUCAAUCGUUCCGAUCGGGAAGAGGAGAUCUCUCGCGGAACGAUCUCAAUCAACACUCGCCUGAUGUGGGAGAUUCUCCAAUACGAUUUCGCUGGUAAAGAUUCCCAUCUGCCGGGGCACGGGUUGUUCCACGAGUCUCUCUAUCAGGACAACGAUGAUAGCGAUCACGAAGAACAUACAGUCGAAACGCAGAUCUUUCACAACCCUACUACGGAAGUGGACAUGUCUACUGGAGGACAGGCUCUGCCCCCCUACUCAGGCCAUCCUGCUAACCAAAGUUCCCAAAAUGCCAGAGGGCGUGGUAGGCAAGACGAACAGCUUCCGUAUUCGAUUGCAAGGACAGUCCCCAUGCUUUAUGCAUCAGUUCCAGAAGCGGCGGCCGCUCCCUGGGCUACCCCAGGGAAUUCCUCCACCAAGGGCGCGGCCUACGAUCCCUUUUUUCAGUUCCAAGACGCUGGAAGCCCAUUCUACGGCUUUUGGGAAGUUGGGAAUCUAUGA
Molecule: messenger RNA, 1755 nt
Organism: Rhinocladiella mackenziei CBS 650.93
Lineage: Eukaryota; Fungi; Ascomycota; Eurotiomycetes; Chaetothyriales; Herpotrichiellaceae
Exons: 3
Coding region: 1-1755 (584 amino acids)
Biological process (GO): DNA-templated transcription
Cellular component (GO): nucleus
Molecular function (GO): DNA binding; zinc ion binding
Source: RefSeq, a predicted model, not a curated record